ACUGGAGCCACGAGUUACCCUAGAAAGAUACUGGACUACAUGGAAGGCUUCCUAGUCUCCAAGACCCUGUUCACAGCGUGUGAGCUGGGGGUGUUUGACCUGCUGCUGGGGUCCCAGAGCCCCCUGUCUGCAGAGGAGGUAUCGCAGGCCAUAGGAGCCAGUCUGGACGGGACACAGAGGCUCCUGGACGCCUGCACCGGCCUUGAGCUGCUGACAGCUCAGCAGCAGGAGCAGGGAAGAGUGUACUAUAACACAGUGGACGCAAGCCGCUACCUGACCCAGUCCAGCCCGGUGACCCUGUACCACUCCAUCCAGUACAGCUCCAGAACCAUCUACCAGUGCUGGUCCCACCUAACCGACGCCGUCAGAGAGGGGAGGAACCAAUAUGAGAAGGCUUUUGGCGUCAACUCCGAAGACCUGUUUGAAGCGCUCUACCGAUCUGACGAGGAGAUGGUCAAGUUCAUGCAUCUAAUGAACUCCAUCUGGAACAUCUGUGGGAGAGAUGUGGUUACAGCCUUUGACCUUUCACCUUUCAGGAGUGUAUACGACCUUGGAGGCUGCAGCGGGGCAUUUGCUAAGCACUUCACGUCAGCUUACCCAGAGAGCACCGUGACUAUCUUUGACCUUCCAAAAGUGGUGCAAGUUUCCCGGCAACACUUUGUCACAGACGGCAACCAGAGGAUAGGGUUCCAUGAGGGAGACUUCUUCACAGACCCCCUGCCAGAAGGUGACCUCUACAUCAUGUCCAGGAUCCUCCACGACUGGACUGAUCAACGCUGCAUUGAGCUGCUGACGAAGGUCCACCAAGCCUGCAAGCCAGGGGGCGGCGUGCUGCUGGUGGAGGCCCUGCUGCUGGAGGACGGCUCGGGGCCCCUCACGGCCCAGCUCUACUCCCUCAACAUGCUGGUGCAGACGGAGGGACGGGAGCGCACGGCCGCCCAGUACCGGGCGCUCCUGGACGCGGCCGGGUUCACCCAGGUCCAAGUGCGCUACACGGGCAAGAUCUACGACGUGGUGCUGGGAUACCGGCAGGGCUGACGACCGCUGCCGUACGGCUGA
Messenger RNA from Gadus chalcogrammus (walleye pollock), 1059 nucleotides. RefSeq names its product acetylserotonin O-methyltransferase (gene asmt). Gene Ontology annotation, molecular function: O-methyltransferase activity. The coding region runs from base 40 to 1038 and encodes 332 amino acids. The transcript has 8 exons. The record is from RefSeq and is a predicted model, not a curated record. Lineage: Eukaryota; Metazoa; Chordata; Actinopteri; Gadiformes; Gadidae.